UCGCGGCGCGUCCCCGGGUCACGUGGCGAAUGUAGCCAAAGCUGGCCGAAGUCGGAAACUUCCUGGGGAGCAGGAGGGCAAAGCAGGGGGGAAAAUACCCGGCGUGGGGAAAGCGCUUACGGAUCGGCCAUCUGAGUGCCGGGAAGGGAGACGCCGGGCGGCGUGCGGUCACGGCUCGCUGUGUUUGGCCUGCCGUGAAGCGGAGUGCCCGGGCUGCUGCUUCGCGGUCAGAAGUUACUUUGGUGCUUUAGCAGGCAACGUGGAGGAGGAUGUGGUUAGACUGACUGAUAGCUAGCUAGUCAGCUACCCGAAGCCAUCUGUUUCGCAAAUACCAGUAUAAACAUAACCGGUUUACGGGAUCCGGGAUGUAGGCAGGGGGAGGACAGCAUUCUGUCCCCUUUGUGGUGUUGCAGGGUGUCACCUGGACUGACACAGCGUGGGGAUAAUGAGGCUGCGCUGGUCGCGGAGGCUGGGCCUGCUGGCGAGGAUGGGCCUGCUGCUGUCCGCCGCGUGGCUGGCCUACACGCUCCUGACUCGCUCCGCCUCCCAGGCCCCGGGGGAGGAUGGUGGGAGGCGGAGCCUCCGGGAGCGCGAGGCCAACCCGGCCACGGGGCGGCCGAUGGAUCCGGCACGUCCCAUCUACAGCAAGGCCGACCCGGACCCGUCGGCGCCGGGCGAGUGGGGCAGGGCCACCCGGCUCACGCUGACCGACGACGAGAAGAAGCGGGAGGAGGACUCGCUGGAGCGUUACGCCAUCAACAUCUAUGUCAGCGACCGCAUUUCCCUCCACCGGCACAUCCAGGACAACAGGAUGUACGAAUGCCGAGCGAAGAAGUAUGACUACCAGCAUCUCCCCACCAUGUCUGUGAUCAUCGCCUUUUACAACGAGGCCUGGUCCACCCUGCUGAGGACCAUCCACAGCGUCCUGGAGACCACGCCUGCCGUCCUGCUGAAGGAGGUCAUCCUGGUCGAUGACUUCAGCGACCGAGCGUAUCUCAAGUCCCAGCUGGCCGAGUAUAUCAGCGACUUGGAGCGAGUGCGUCUCAUCCGGACCAACAAGCGAGAGGGUCUGGUGCGGGCCCGACUCAUCGGCGCCACCUACGCCACAGGGGACGUCCUCACCUUCCUGGAUUGUCAUUGUGAAUGUGUUCCUGGCUGGGUGGAGCCUCUGCUGGAAAGAAUCGGUGAAAACGAGAGCACUAUCGUGUGUCCUGUGAUCGACACCAUCGACUGGAACACGUUCGAGUUCUACAUGCAGACGGAAGAGCCCAUGAUAGGGGGCUUCGACUGGAGGCUCACUUUCCAGUGGCACGUCAUCCCCGAAGCGGAGCGGCACAGGCGCAAGUCCAAGACCGACCCCAUCAGGUCUCCCACUAUGGCGGGGGGCCUGUUUGCCGUGAGCAAGGCCUACUUCGAGUACCUGGGCACCUAUGACAUGGGCAUGGAUGUUUGGGGAGGGGAGAACCUGGAGCUGUCUUUCAGGGUGUGGCAGUGCGGCGGCGCCUUGGAGAUUCACCCAUGCUCGCACGUGGGUCACGUCUUCCCCAAGAAGGCGCCCUACGCACGGCCCAACUUCCUGCAGAACACGGUCCGUGCUGCUGAGGUGUGGAUGGAUUCCUACAAGAGGCAUUUCUACAACCGGAACCCUCCGGCCCGGAAGGCGAUGUACGGAGACAUCUCGGAGAGGAAUGUCUUGCGGGACAGACUGAAGUGCAAGAGCUUUGAUUGGUACCUGAAGAAUGUUUACCCGGACUUGCACGUCCCGGAGGACCGGCACGGCUGGCACGGAGCCGUACGCAGCGGCGGGAUCCACUCAGAGUGCCUGGAUUAUAAUGCCCCAGAGCACAACCCCACUGGAGCUCACCUCUCUCUGUUUGGUUGCCAUGGCCAAGGUGGCAACCAGUACUUUGAAUACACCUCGAGGAAAGAAAUUCGAUUUAAUUCAGUGACAGAGUUGUGCGCGGAGGUGGCUGAUGGUCAGAGCCAGAUUGGGAUGAAGCACUGCUCACAGGACGGUUCACUGGUGCCUUCGAAUGUCAUCUGGGAAUUCCGUGACGACGGAAGCAUCUACCACCCCCACUCCGAUUCCUGCAUCACCUCCUACCGCAACCCAGAGGGCCACACGGACGUGGAGAUGAGGAAAUGUAACCCAGGAGACACAAACCAGCAGUGGAAGUUUGAGUGACCAGGAGAGCUGAGGUCAAGGCCUACAUGCAAGGCCGCGUGGGGACAUCUGGAGACUGGGGGAACCCACAGAGGAAUAAGCCUCUGUAAAAGUGUCUCUAGGGUUCCCCUGACGAGAAACUACAGUGCCUCACAGAACAGAGUAAUGUCUACAACAGCAGCUCGUGGGACAACAAAUCAGACAUAGCCAAUCAGAUUACAGAGGAGGUGGGACCAAGACAUCUGAUUGGUUAGUCGUGCCUCUUGUUGCUUGGAUCCACCUCCUCUACAAUCUGAUUGGUUAUCUAUCUGAACCAAUCAUUUUUCCUUCAGCCCUCAGAACAUUUUUGUGUAAGUAAAACUCCCACGAGCACACCAAUAGUGCCAAGACAUUUUGUGUCAUUCUUAUUAGUUUUUUUUAAAUCAUAGUAAUUCUGUGUUUAUUUUUUUUACAAAAAAGCUGAUAACCCUAGAUAAGGGAGAAAGCCUAAGUACUUUACAUUCACAGAAAAACUUAUAAGUGGUGAAGAUUUCUUGAAAUCGGAAGGCUAAUCUUGUAUGUUGAUGUUAUUGCACUAGUUGUUCUGUGAACGUUUGGGUGCCUCUAGUGAAUUUUCACUUCAGGAAGGAAUUGCAUAAGACUUUUCAGGGACUGGUGAUGCUUUAAUUCUGUUGUGGUACGUGUGUCGUCUAAUGUUUUGUGCUUAAUGCUUCGAUUUAAAGGUCUUGAAAGGGGACUGAGGGAGAUUGUAUGUUUUACGGCUCCCGAUGGGAUUUGGGCGAUCAGAGAGGCCUCAUUGUGGAUUUUGUGGCCAGCGUGACACUGAUCAGAUAACAGUGUCUUGGGUCUCGUGGUUCUGACCGCGCACAGAACUACCAUAGUUCUUCCUGGAUAUGUUGCUUAUGGAGAGGGGGGGGAGCGCUUUUCUUAUUAGAUGUACUUCAAGAUAGGCAUGGAAUUAAAGCUGCCUUUGUGUUAUCUCAGAGCACUCAGAAGUACCGUAGGAAAGCAAAAUAUCAUAUAUGGGUGUGUCCAAACACACACUCGGCCUCUGCUCUCUGAAAGCCUCGUUCUGUCCCUCAAAAGACGACCUACACCUCCUAUAUAUUGUGCUUCUAUAAUGUUAUUACAAUGCCUUUUUGUUUCUGCUGUGUGUGUCGAAUACGCUUCGGCUGAGUAACGGUCCAGACACGGCCUCACCCUAAUAAAUCUGCUUAGUUUAAUCAGGUAAUCCCUUGUCGCUGCAAACCGGCCUCCCGGGACUGGUGCAGCAAGCAGGCCUGUGACGUCUGUAGACGGCUGAGCAUGUCCUGCACGCACUCAUGUCUUCUAUAAUGAUGGCAGCUUGUUCCUGGCUGCAGUGUUGCUUCCCUUAAAGGAGCUGAAUGAAAAAGCUUGAUCAGUCAUCACGCACCAGCGCUGUGGAAGAGCGGCACGCUAAUCCUCCCAGACGGUUUGUACUGCGCCUUUUCAAAUAUCAGCCUCAAAGAAAAUAGCUGAAAAACCAGUCUUGCAAAAACUAUUCAAAGCUGAUGACUUUAGUUCAUUCUGUGCCUUUUUCUGUGAAUCAUUCAAUGUAUAAAGGGAACAGAAUGGAACAAAAUAAAAUAUUGUCAUAUGUACUUAAACUACUGACAAAGCACCGACUUUUAAAACGAUUGCUUUGUAAACAUGCUACAUCAGGGCUUCGUAAUUAAAAUCUCUAAUGAAAGACUGUGCUCAUUUGUAUUUUUACUGUAUGCAUAUAAAGUACAAGGGGCAAAAUUGAAGACAGCUUGUACAAAAUGUUUGUAAUAUACUGACUGCAUUGCUGGGGGAAUUCAAAAAUAUUCCUCACCGUUUGAUUAUUUGAAGGGAAGUAUUAUUGUCCAAUGUAAAGAUGUGUGAAAAUUAUAUGUUCUUUCUUUCCUAAGUCACAAUCGUGAACAUUGUCUUUUUAGCUGAAGAUACAACAUCCAAUUCAUUCGUGCAAUUGUGAAGCACAACGAGACUGUUAUACUGCCAUCUGGUGGUAGCUAAUGGAUACUUUUGCACAUUUUGAAUUAAACUAAUAUUGAAAGAG
This is a messenger RNA of Paramormyrops kingsleyae, 4226 nucleotides long. It is a transcript of the gene galnt4, whose product is annotated as POC1 centriolar protein homolog B (Chlamydomonas), like. NCBI's taxonomy places the organism in Eukaryota, Metazoa, Chordata, Actinopteri, Osteoglossiformes, Mormyridae. The record is from RefSeq and is a predicted model, not a curated record. Gene Ontology annotation, molecular function: polypeptide N-acetylgalactosaminyltransferase activity. Gene Ontology annotation, biological process: protein O-linked glycosylation. Gene Ontology annotation, cellular component: Golgi apparatus.